CCGGGGCCACACCGGGGCUAUACCGGGGCCAUACCGGGGCCGCUCUGCGCCGCGGCCACCAUGGCUUCCAUCAGCAACUUCUUCCGACGGAGCCUGCGGCGCUCCGGCCGCAGAGGCAAAGAGGAGGCUCCUGCUGCAGAGAACCCCUCACGGGUGCCGCAGGGGAAGGCAGGAGAGCGGAGCUCUCUCCUCUAUUCUGCUGGACAGUUCUUCUUCGAGUACCUGGUGGUGGUGUCCCUGAAGAAGAUGUCAGAUGGACGUUAUGAACCCAAGAUAACCUACCAGUUCCCAAAGCGUGAGAACUUGCUGAAGGGCCAGAAGGAGGAGGAGGAACGUCUCCUGCAAGCCAUCCCCCUCUUCUGCUUCCCCGAUGGCAACAACUGGGCCCCUGUCACCGAGUUCACCAGUGAGACCUUUUCUUUCGUCCUGACCAACGUGGAUGGCAGCAGGAAGAUUGGCUACUGCAGGCGGCUGCUGCCAUCCGGCCGUGGUGUCCGCCUCCCUGAGGUCUUCUGCAUCAUCAGCUGCCUGGGCUGCUUUGGGCUCUUCUCCAAGAUCCUGGAUGAGGUGGAGAAGAGGCGCCAGAUCUCCAUGGCAGUGAUUUACCCCUUCAUGCAGGGCCUUCGGGAAUCGCCCUUCCCAGCUCCAGGGAAAACCGUCACCAUUAAAAGCUUCAUUCCUGAGUCAGGCACAGAGCUUAUUGAGCUCACCCGGCCUGUGGAUGCCCACCUGGAGCACGUGGAGUUUCAGGCUCUGCUCCAGCAGCUCAGCCCCCAGCUCAUCCUGCACAUCUUUGCCUCCGCCGUGUUGGAGCGACGGCUCAUCUUCCUGGCGCAGGAGCUGAGUGUCCUGUCACAGUGCAUCCACGCAGUGGCCGCUCUCCUCUACCCCUUCACCUGGGCUCACACCUACAUCCCCGUGGUGCCCGAGUGCCUGCUCGACACCGUCUGCUGCCCCACACCCUUCAUGGUCGGCAUCCAGAUGCGGCACCUGGAGCGGGUCCUGGACCAGCCGAUGGAGGAGGCUCUGAUCGUUGACCUCUGCGAAGGGAAGAUCCUCCGGGCGGUUGGCGAUGAGGAGGAGAUCUUGCCCAUCAAGCUGCAGAACGAGAUGCUGACGUCUCUGAACAGGCACAACAACAACAACAACAUACACACACCCGAGCAGGUGAACACACUCGUCUCCGAAGCCUUCGUGCAAUUCUUUGUGCGAACGGUUGGCCACUACGCCUCGCACAUCAAGUGGAGUAAAAGCGGGUCGGGCACCUUCCAGGAGCGAGCCUUCUGCAAAGCCAUCGCCUCCAGGACCAACCGCAAGUUCGUGAAGAAGUUUGUGAAGACCAACAUGUUUUCCCUAUUUAUUGAGGAAGCAGAAAAGAGCAGGAUCCCACAGGAAGCGUAUUUCCAGCGGAAAAUCACAGAGUACCAGGAACAGAAGAAGCACCGAAGGGACUCCUGAAGCCCAGCCUGGAGCAGGUCACUGCCAGCAGCACCACGCAGCAUGGACUCUGCCCCAUCCAAGGGUAGAGCACCCCGGCCUCUGCUGGAUCUGUCCACCAGUUCCUACCUAUCUGUGACUCAUGAGAUGUGCGGGCAGCACCAAACACCAGCUUCCACCUUUUCUCUUUUUCCUCAGGGCAUCAUUGCACUGGAAACCUCUGUUUGCACAGAGGUAGCAAAAGCAGGCUGUGAUCACUCCUCUGCUCUCGCUAGCACCAGGGACAAACUGCAGCUCCCAGGGCCCAGCCCUGUGCAGAGACUUGGACCCCCCAGGACCUCAGGCAGCACUGAGGGAAGUCGGGGAGCUGGCUGCGCGACAACAAAGGCUGUAGAGUAGUUGUUAGAGAAGAAGAAAAGGAUGAGUAGAAAUAGUGUUAUUUCUCAUGCAAACAAACCUAGGGUUUGCAACUCAGUAACAUCCUAUGGGAUAAGCUUCCGAGGUUUCUAUUAUUAACAACUGUUUCACUGGAUUUUCUAUCGAGAUACACUCAUUGUUAAAUAGCAGCAGGAAUGGUUGUGGUGGGUUGUAGUGGUUUCCUCUAUAGCAGCUGCCUGGGACUACUUAGAGCCCAGUUUAGCUCUUUAUAGAAACAAAACCACUCUUUUCCAGCAGGUUAUUUAUUUGUGCUAUAAGCAAACUGUGAAGGCCACAGGGCUGUGUUUUGUAGUGGAGGGAAGUGGCUGAUCAACAGCUUCGAGUGGGGAGGAAGUAUUUGUUAAAUCCAGCAGUAAAAUACAUCAACAUCCUCCUUG
Strigops habroptila (Kakapo) is the source of this 2252-nucleotide messenger RNA. It is a transcript of the gene DENND2D, whose product is annotated as DENN domain containing 2D. The transcript is spliced from 12 exons. The record is from RefSeq and is a predicted model, not a curated record. Bases 61 to 1458 code for a protein of 465 amino acids. Gene Ontology annotation, cellular component: nucleoplasm; cytosol. NCBI's taxonomy places the organism in Eukaryota, Metazoa, Chordata, Aves, Psittaciformes, Psittacidae.